Solanum verrucosum is the source of this 2337-nucleotide messenger RNA. RefSeq names its product protein NETWORKED 4A. The transcript has 5 exons. Gene Ontology annotation, cellular component: vacuolar membrane. The record is from RefSeq and is a predicted model, not a curated record. Bases 227 to 2071 code for a protein of 614 amino acids. NCBI's taxonomy places the organism in Eukaryota, Viridiplantae, Streptophyta, Magnoliopsida, Solanales, Solanaceae. Gene Ontology annotation, molecular function: actin binding.
UUAUUUCUCUCAAAUCUCCACCAUUUCUUCUGUUGGAUUCUUCAUCACUCUGCCUGUCAACUGGCAUGAUAUGAGGAAGAACACUAACACGUGAAUAUAGCCGUCGACAGUUGUGGGAUUAGAUAUCGAACUUCCCGUGCUCCUUCUGUGUGUGGCGUCCACGGGAGGCAAUCUUUUUUAACUUUUUUGAGUUGAGGGGUUUGUAUUGAAUAACAAGCUCGACAGAAUGGCAUCAACGUUUGUGAAGUCUAGUAAGAUGAAGAGGAUGGAGUCGAAGAAAUCACAUGCUUGGUGGUGGGAUAGCCACAUUAAUCCCAAAAACUGCAAGUGGCUUCAAGAGAAUCUUGAACAGAUGGACCAGAAUGUCAAAAGGAUGUUGAAACUCAUUGAAGAGGAUGCAGAUUCAUUUGCUAAAAGGGCAGAAAUGUAUUAUCAGAAAAGGCCAGAAUUGAUCACACUUGUUGAGGAAUUCUACCGCAUGUACCGGUCAUUAGCCGAGCGUUAUGAUCAUGUGACGGGGGAGCUCCGGAAAAAUAUUCCUUCAGAUCUUCAAUCACAGGGGUCAGGCAUCUCUGACGUGGGUUCUGAACCACCCUCCAGGUUGCCCUCUCCUGAUCAGAGACCAAGCCGUCCUAAACCUGGUCCUCGUGCUGCUGGAUUUGAAUUUUUUCUUGGCGCAGGCGGAAGUAGCUCGGAUCUGGCCAAGGAAGGAGAUGAAUCCUCAACAUUAGAUUCUGAAUCUGAAUCAGAUGAUUCGUCUAUCAAUAAUUACUCAAGUACAAUAAGCAAUGAUGAUGACCAUGGGUUGCGUAAGAAGAUUGGUGAAUUAGAGGUUGAGCUCCGCGACGUGAAAGAGAAGCUUCGCAAGCAACAUGAAGAGGUCUCUGAGAGCUCCUUUAGGGGAUCACAUGUGGGCAAUGAUAAUCUUAUCGCAAGGAUAGCUGGGUAUGAAGAAGACCUUAGAAAUGCAAAAGAAAAGAUCCGGUUAUCAGAAGAAGAGAUUAGCAGGUUGAGAAUUGAGCUUCAGAAGUAUGUAUCAGGGGACUACGUGAAGAACGUCAAUGAGAUUACUGCUGGACAGGAAGCUAAAAUUUCUGAUGAGGAGCUGCAAGAGAAUGCUACAGAGGAAGAACCACAAGUUUUGGACCCAGAAUCUAAGAUCCGAACACUUGAGGAAGAGUUAAGGAGAACGAUAGAGAAGCUUCAUGAUUCAGAGAAGGAGGUGGAGCGCUUAAGAGAGGAACUUAAAAGUAACGGUUCCUCCGUAAAAUUACUUCAUGAUCAGCUUGGAUCAGCACAGAAAGAUGUUUCUGGCUGGAAAGCCAAACUUGAGAGAGAGAAACGAGAGGUCUCAAAGCUGCAGGACCGAAUUGCGAGGUACAAAUCCAAUUUGUCAGACCGUGAUCAAGAAAUCAGAGGGCUGAAAGAAUCAAUAUCAAAUGCCAACAAGGCUUUGGCAGAAGAAAACUUGGAACUUCAAUGCGAAAUUACCAAAUUAUUGAAGGAACGAGCAUAUUUGGAGGAUAAUAUCAAAGAAAUGGAUCUACGUUGCCAAUCAUUAGAGGAGGAUGUUAGACGAGCUGUAGCAGGGAAAGAAGAAAUGGAAAUGCUCCUAAAAUCUGAAAUCGAGCAGUUAAAGUUGACCAUCGCUGAGAGGGACAACCAUAUUGAAGAACUGAACAGAAACCUUGAUGCAUUAUACCAGAAAUGUGAUGCAUUGGAAACAGAGAAAGAUGACCUAAAUGCUAGAGUUGCCUUGUUAGAUGAAGAUCUAAGUUCUAAAGAUGAUCAGAUUGAUCAAAUGAACAACCAUUUGAACCAACUGCACAUUGAGCAUGCCAAGUUGAUUUCCGAAACUGAAGGGGCCCGUAAAUUGGUAGAAGAGCUGAGGUCUAGAGUUAAAGAAGUGGAAAGAGAAGUAGAGAGACAAAAGGAAAUAGUUUUGGAAGGAGCAGAAGAGAAACGCGAAGCAAUUAGACAGCUUUGCUUCUCACUCGAGCACUAUAGAAAUGGUUACCAAAGGCUUCGACAAGCUUUGGAGCAUAAGAGACUACCUGUAAUGGCGGCCUAAGUCCAUUAGUGAUGGUGAGCAGACGUUAUGAUCAUCUCAAACUCUGCUUUUUUGUUGUCCAAAACACCUUUUUACCUUCUUGCUUUUCGUUUAGGGUUCAGUUUUUCUUUUGUUCAAUAGCUCCUUUUGUUAGGCAUUUGCCUUCCCAGUAUUCCAGCUUUUCUAUGUCUGUAAUUGCAGGAAUACCAGUUGUGGUUUUCUAAAUAUCUGUGCACUUUCUUACCAUAACAGAAACCAAUAUGAAUAACAUUUCAGCUUUGUAUGAA